AGACCAAUUGGUUUCAAUAUAACCAGUAAGUAAGGAUUCGUCGUAGUAUGGUGGUUCUGGAAGUUCAUAGACGCCCACCCAGUGUCUUGGAAAGGUACUACUUGUGCCGUGGUCUGGAAAAGUAUUAUUCCAACUUCAAUAUCACUGUCCAGUACAGGUCUAAAGUAACUCCUCUGACUCUCUCAAGUGCCUUGAGGGCCAUGGUGUCUGAAAACACCUGGUUGACUCACAAUUUCUAUAAAUUGGAUGAACAAGACAAUGCUUUGGUUAACGGUCUUAAUCACGAGAUUAGGAUCGUUGAGAAGAUCCUCUUCGAAGAUGUCGUGAGAUUCGAGAGUAUUGAUGUCUUUGACGGCACCACAAUAGGCUAUUUGAACAGUUUCCUCAUACCCAUGAAUGUGGAGAAUUUACCACUAUGGAAAAUCAUUGUGUUAGAUGACAGGGAAGGCCACCAGUAUGUGAGUGGAUUGUUUGACCAUUCAAUUUUCGAUGGUAUGUCUGGAGUUCAAUUCAUGAAAGAUUUGGCUGUCCAAUUAGAGAAGGCCGAAGAUCAAUACGAGGAGGUCAUUUUUGAUUACGUUAGAGAGUCGCAGGUAUUGCCAGCUGUUAUCACUCCUCCUAUUGAAGCUGUGAGAGACUUGUAUCUGCUCUCGUAUCUUGAUAUUGCAAAGUAUUACUUAUCUAAAUAUCUUCCAACUUUCUGGAACUUCUUCGAGAGAUUCAAAAAGUUGUUUGAAAAGAACUUGUUCAAGCCAGAUUUUGGAGUGAACCCAAUAUUCCGAGCUGGUAUAGUGAAGAAGGAUACUGAUACAAAAUUCAGGAUUGUGAACUUCACUAAUCAACAGGUGGACGAGGUUUCACAAUUCUGUAGAGUUAACGACAUGACUGUUACGCCAUAUUUCAACGUGAUUGCUGCAAAAUGUUUGCAGGAGACUGUGUUCAAGAGUGUGGACCCUGGAACUGAAUUCUCUACCCUUAACUUAAUUGCUGUGAAUGGAAGAAGAUAUUAUCCACAAUACAAGGAUUUCCUCUACGGUGUUAUGGUUUGUGGUGAUCCAGUGGUCUUACCACCUAUAUCUUCGGAUUUGAUCUCUUAUAUGAAGUAUUUUCAUAAGUGCAUGAUGGAGAAUAUCAAAUCGAGAGUUUCAUUCAAGCUGGUGGGAUUGUAUAGGUUCUACAACUUCUGGGACUUUUUCAGCCUGAAAUUGAACAAGAGAGAGGGCCGAUUUUCACUCACUAUAUCCAACUUGGGUAAAAUAGUACCCACGAACGGGAAGUUUGAUAUUGAGAACAUGUACUUUGGUCUGAAUACUGGUGUUGUAUACCAUUUCAUCCUUAACAUGAGCACAACCGAAAAGGGAGGACUUCAGAUUGUGUUUGGAAGUCUACCAGAGUACGAAGAGUUGUAUGAAAAUGAAAAGAAAGUGAUGGAUAUUUUCGUAGACAAGUUUCAAGAAAUGGUGCUUAAUUACAUCAAAAAAUAGUAUUUACAAUUUGUGAAUAUAUAUAUGUAAAC
This is a messenger RNA of Scheffersomyces stipitis CBS 6054, 1516 nucleotides long. RefSeq names its product alcohol O-acetyltransferase. The transcript has a single exon. NCBI's taxonomy places the organism in Eukaryota, Fungi, Ascomycota, Pichiomycetes, Serinales, Debaryomycetaceae. The record is from RefSeq and is a predicted model, not a curated record. Gene Ontology annotation, molecular function: N-acetyltransferase activity. The coding region runs from base 48 to 1484 and encodes 478 amino acids.